This is a messenger RNA of Elaeis guineensis (African oil palm), 1722 nucleotides long. Its product is annotated as pentatricopeptide repeat-containing protein At4g35850, mitochondrial. Gene Ontology annotation, cellular component: mitochondrion. The record is from RefSeq and is a predicted model, not a curated record. Lineage: Eukaryota; Viridiplantae; Streptophyta; Magnoliopsida; Arecales; Arecaceae. Gene Ontology annotation, molecular function: protein binding.
UCGCUGGGAACCUCCACUGCGCGUCCUCCUCUCAAACACCUGCCCUACAAAUCAAAGGAGGCGCGCCCCCCCCCCCUCUCUAUCUCUCUCUUCCCCCUCCUCCCCACCCCGGCCAUGAAUCUCCUGCGGGGCUUCUCCGCUCACAACCGCCGCUCCCUGCCUAUCCUGAAGCAUUCCCCCAGGCCCUUCUCGGUGGAGACGGCGGAGUACGCGAAGAGGAACUACGCCAACAACAUCUCCGAGUACAACACCGUCAUCAGCUCACUCAUCGCCCAGCGAAGGAAUUACUUGCUGAGGGAUGUGUACGAUGACAUGAUGCUCGACGGCGUUCAGCCGGUGCGCGACACAUUCCACUCUCUUAUUGUGGGGACCAUGAAGGGCAGCCGGCUCCAAGAUGCCUUCUUCUUCCGCGACCAGAUGAAGGCCAUGGGUUUGCCCCCCGAUGUUAAUCUGUACAACUUCUUGAUCUCGACCUGUGGGAAAUGCAAGAACUCUGAUGCGGCAAUAAAGCUUUUGGAAGAAAUGAAGAGGCACGGGGUGAAGUUGAAAGGAGAGACUUAUAUUUGCCUCCUUAAUGCUUGUGCAGCAACUGGGCGUACAGAUCAAGCCUAUGCAAUUGUUCGUGAUAUGACUGCUGCUGGCCUUGGAUUAAACAAAUUUUGCUAUGCUGGACUUAUAACUGCAUUUAAGAACAAGUUACCAAUCACGGAGGAGACUACCACAAAAGUUAUCGAACUUGUCAAGCAAUCCAAGGGGUGGUCAUCAAUUGAAACUUCAAGUGAUAGUGGAGAGAAUGUGAUGAUGAAUGUCUCUGAGGAGGAAUUGUAUAAUAUCCCAACUGCAGAAUAUGUGCACAGACGGGCAUUUAUAAACAGACAGUUAACAGUUUAUCAUGUAGCUUUACAUGCAUGCACAGAUUUAAAGAGUAAAGAGACAAUGGAAACACUUCUUGAAAUGCUCAAAAGAGAUGGCUAUUCUUAUGAUGGCUUCAUUGUGAUGCAAGCAAUUAGGUGUUAUUUUCAUUGCGGCGAUAUGGAUUCUGGUGUUAAGAUUUUUGAGGAGUAUAUAAGUUCUAGAACCCCAGCUGCUGAGUUAUAUGUGACACUAGUUGAGGGAGCAAUGGUUGGUCAUACUCCUCAAGGGAUGCAACUUGCACAAGAUACCCUGGAAAAAAUGAACGCAAGAGGAAUUUUCUUGAAUCCCAAGAUGGGAAGCGAUCUCCUCCUGGCAGCUGCAGGUGAAAAGAUGGGUGGAUACACUACUGCCAAUUAUAUAUGGGAUCUACUGCAAAGCCGCAAGAUUAAUCCUUCUCUUCCUGCGGUAGAGGUUUACCAUGAGGGUUUAAAGCAACGGGAGAUACCAGCAGAUGAUCCACGGCUUCUGAUGGUUUCACGCACACUUGAUAAUCUCAGGCUUAGAUUUGGAGGAAGAAGAAAUGCUUAGAGUGGCCUGGUAUAUUGCAGUCUGCUUUCAGGGACUCCCUUCUCUUCCAUUUGUUUUAUUUGGGUGCAGCGCUUCUUAGCUUUACAGGUGCAGUCAUCUUCAGUUAGAUGCUACCAAAAAUAACAUUGUAAUAUGGAUGAGGUCUACUCAUACAAGAUGUCGAGAACAGAACACAAUUUUAGUGUUAAAUUACAGAGAAAAAAUUAACUUACAUACUUUUCUAUAGAGCAACAACGUGAUAGUUAUUUUUCAAUUGUAAGAAAGCUACCUUUACUAGCA